Aspergillus alliaceus is the source of this 1500-nucleotide messenger RNA. RefSeq names its product general substrate transporter. Gene Ontology annotation, biological process: transmembrane transport; carbohydrate transport. The transcript is spliced from 5 exons. Gene Ontology annotation, molecular function: carbohydrate:proton symporter activity. Gene Ontology annotation, cellular component: membrane. The record is from RefSeq and is a predicted model, not a curated record. The coding region runs from base 1 to 1500 and encodes 499 amino acids. NCBI's taxonomy places the organism in Eukaryota, Fungi, Ascomycota, Eurotiomycetes, Eurotiales, Aspergillaceae.
AUGAAAGCCGACGAAGACGUUCCAAAGGAGCUCAGUGCUCACGUAGAGCAUGCCGCGGAUUCUACAGCUACCACCAAGGAGGCCUUACAGGCCUCUACAUAUGAGCAUGAAGCCACCGUGUGGGAAGCUCUAAAGUACAACUAUAAGGCUGUGCUAUGGUCUGCAGCUAUCUCGCUGACGAUCAUCAUGGAGGGCUACGAUGUUGAUGAGCAAUCUCUCAUCUAUCAGUUCUUCACUUAUCCUGCGUUUCAACGAAAAUUCGGAGCAUAUCGCCCAGAACAAGGUGAAUAUGUCGUUACUGGCUCCUGGCAGGCAGGUCUCAGCAAUGGCGGCAAUGUCGGUAUCAUUAUUGGCGGCUUUCUGAACGGCUACUUGUCCACCCGUUUCGAAUACAAAAGAGUCCUUUUAGGCGCCCUCUUCUGUAUGAAUUGGUUCAUUUUCAUCCUAUUCUUCGCCCUGUCAGCGCCUAUGCUUCUCGUAGGGCAAAUUGUAUGCGGGCUCACCUGGAGAAUCUUUGCAACGACAUCGCCAGCUUACGCCUCGGAAGUAUGUACUCUGGCUCUCCGUGGUUAUUUGACUUGCUACGUGAUCCUUUGCUGGGCCAUGGGCCAAUUCAUAGCCUCCGGUGCCCUUUACGGCUUGCUAAAGUCGAGGUGGAUUUGGCCUGUUCCUCUCUUCGUUCUUAUCAUGUUGGCACCGGAGUCGCUCUGGUGGUUGACACGAAACAAUCGCAUAGAUGACGCCUACAAAUCCCUUGCCCGGCUCGACACCAGAGGUUGUGAGUCGCAUCAAAGAACCCUAGCGCAAAUCACGCAUACCCUUGAACUGGAGGCGAAGCUGGAUUCUGGAUCCAGCUAUCUGGACUGUCAAGUUCUGUCCGGCUCAGCCUUUGCCUACACGCCUACUUACUUCUUCGUCCAAGCAGGAAUUAGCACGGAGAAUGCCUACCAGAUCUCAAUAGGGGCUACCGCGAUUUCCUUUGUUGGAACUAUCAUCUCGUGGUUCUUGUUAGCCCGAUUUGGUAGACGCCAACUCUACGUGGUUGGCACUACCUGCUUGACUUGCCUCCUAUUGAUCAUCGGAGUUAUUGCUUCGGCGUCUGAAUCCAGCAGCGCGAAAUGGGGUCAAGCUGCGCUUUCUUUGAACUGGCCCUUCGCGUAUUCUGUCACUCUUGGUCCUGUUACUUAUACGAUCAUUUCUGAGACGUCGUCGAUCCACCUGAGGGCUAAAUCUGUUUGUUUAUCGCGCAACAUCUACAAUAUCACCAAUCUUGUUGCCCAAGUCGGCAAGACAGCGUAUGUCUGGACGGCGACCGCCGCGGUGACCACAACCUGGGCAUUCUUCCGACUGCCGGAGUGCCGGGGCAGGACUUAUGAUGAGCUGGACGUGAUGUUUCAUCAAAAAGUGCCGGCUAGGAAGUUCGUUACGUAUCAGAUCAAUGUGCAUGAUGCGGAUGCUUUGAAGACGGAGGGGGCUGUAGACAAAGAUAACACCAAGUGA